AUGGUCAACAAAGUUGAAACAAACUUCAAAAUUUAAGUAGAUGACUGGGUACCAGAUAUUCCAGAAGCUAAUGCAAGGAUUAGUGAGUAACCAUUAAUUUAGUAGGAGUUACUCUAAUCUUUGAAGUUUUCUCUAACACCAUAGCUUAUUUCAAGGAAACUUGAUAGAAGAGAAUUCAGAAGUCAAGGCAUUAACAUAAAUGCAGAGGGAAACUAAUAUCUAGGAAUUCACAAUUAAGCAUCUGGAUCUGAUAAAAAUAAAUUAGAUAUGUCAUUGAGGUCUUCAUCCCUUAAGAAGUAAUUUGAUUACAAGGGAAUUAUGGAAAACACCAUUUAAUAAGCCAAUUACCUGUUUUAAUAAGAAGGAGUUGGCAAUCGAAGAAGUACACUUUCUAAACAUGGAGGAUCUCCCACUAGAAAUAGAAUUAGCGGUACUCCUGAUAUUUAGAUAUAAAAAUCUCCCAAUUUACUUUCUAAAAAUAUUGGAAAUUUGGAGAGUGUAUCAUCUCUCGUCAGAUUUAGUCCUAAUUUAGCUGCAAGUAGAAUUUUGGAUGAUAGAAGGAAAAGCAGAUUAGUUAUGAUGCCAAACAUAAAGAGCUUAUAUCAUAGAAAGCAAGAAGGCCAGAGUCACGAUGAGUUUAUCAGAAGAUUUUAAGAUAUUAAUUCUCAAAUCAAAGAGUAGACAUAAAUGCUGCAGCAUUAGUUUAAGUCGAAGUAGUCUACUGAGAGAAACAUAAUAAAUGAAGAGACUCCAAACGAUAAAUCAGGGAGAAAUCAAUCAUGGAAAUACCAAGAAAUGAUCUUUCCUCAAUAGGAAAUAACUGAAGAGAUCACAUCGCCGUUAGUAGAAAAAGUUUAGACUUAGAUCAGAAUUCUUGAAGAAAUUAAGUAGGAAGGCGAUAAGGAUACCAAAAUAUUUUUCAAUGAGCCCAUUGUGAUUAGCCCGAGUGCAGGCUAAAGGCAAGUCCAAAAGAAUGACUCUAAAAUAGAAAGAUUCAGGCCUAGUGCAAUUAACAUGAAUAAAUUGAAAGAAGAAGUUAAGGAGGAAGAGGAAGAUUUGACUUUGCAAAUAAAACCAAGUGGAACUUUAAAGGUCAAUGAAAAUAAGAAAGAUUUAUUGGCAGUUGGUCAUGCAAAUGAUUUUUUAGCGUUGCCAGGAAGAAAGACAAAUAAUAUGCAGAUCCACUCACCUAUUAAACUAGGGCGAUCUCUCUUAAAAAUAGAACAUAUUAAGCCUCCAGAAGAUAUAAAUGCUCAAAGAUAGUCUAGCAAUGAACUUAUUUAAAAAUACAUGGAGUAGCAACUAUCUAAAAGAGAAACAAUUAAUUAGCAGAACACUAAAACAAAAGCUGAAGAAGAAAAAAAAUUAUAAGAAAGUACAUUUUCAAAGCAAAAGAAGGCUUAGAAUUAGAAUGAUUCUGUAAGAUCUAUCAAAAUUGAGAAAGCAAUAGAGGAAGAGAAAAAAAUAGCCUCAAUUGUUAAGGACAAUAAGAGACACGAUGAGAUAGAUGACCUUACCAAGUCAAGGCAUAAGAGUUUGAAAAAGAACGAAUCAGAUGAAGUUCUUAACAGAAAUAUCAAUGACAACAGAAAAGUGCUUUCAAAUCAAUAGAAGAAGUUUGAAACCAGUAAAAAUCUAUCAAUAUAUAAAUCAGAUUUGUAAUCUCAAGCUAAUAUCAAUAAUCUCAUUGACAAGGCUAAAAAGUUAUCGAUUAAUAAAGGAUUUUUAAGAUCACCUUACUAGUCAGAAAGAAAUGCCUAGAAUGCCAGAUUGACUCAGAAGCAUUUUCAAUCACCUAUUAAAACCUCAUAAUAUGAUGUCAAUAUUGAUGAAGAUAAACCCAAAGAAGAGUCUUUCAGAGGUUAUUUUACAAUAAAUAGGCGCAACAAAAAGGGUUCAGCAAUCUAUGCAAAUAAACAAAUUUUUGAUGAGUUGCUUUUACAAUUCUUGGUUUACAUCUCUCUUGAAAAAGUGAUUUCAUUUUCAAUUCCAAAUGCGUUCUUGACGGAUGCUGGGGCAACAAUUCUCUUCUAAUAUCUGGAGGACUAGCACUCAUUAAACUCGAUAAAAGUGUAUAAUAAUAUUAUGGCUUAUAUGAAUGAGAAAAAGCAUGAUAAAGAACCAUUACCUUUCCUACUAUCAGGCACUCUUCAUCUAGCGAAGACUCUGCUAAAUAAGGUUCACUUGUAAACAUUAGAGAUUCAUGGUUUCUUUCUGAGUUCAGAGCAUCUUGAGGAUAUGUUUCAAAAUUUGCAAACCUGCCAUUAGCUGAGGAAACUCUCAUUUUCUAAUACUAACAUAUAAGACUUUGGAGUGUAAUUUAUAGCCUAGCUAAUAAAGAAUCCAAAGAUAAAGUUGGAGCAUUUAACCUUAUAUAACAACAAUUUAUGUGACGAUGGGGCAAUGAUGCUAGCAGAUGCAUUCUAAGAUCAUGAGUACAUCAAGGUCAUUAAUUUGCAGAUGAACUUUAUUAGAGAUCUGGGUGCAAGCUAUUUCGUGGACGGAAUUAGAGAGAAUUCUUAUAAGAACAUUUAGAAGAUUAUUUUGAUGGAAAAUCAAUGCAGUGAAAGGAUUAAAAGAUUUGUGAAAAACAAUGCACCUCUGGUAAUGGUGUAAACGCCUUCUCUUAAUUUAACUUUAUAAUCAUAUUUUUUCAAACUCUCUUAAUCGAUAAAAUUGAAAUUAUACAUUAAAUUAAGUAUUAUUAAAAUCAUCAUCUUUGUGAACCUGCAGAGGGUGCAUUGUAACUGA
Stylonychia lemnae is the source of this 2751-nucleotide messenger RNA. The record is from the annotation of a GenBank genome assembly. Lineage: Eukaryota; Ciliophora; Spirotrichea; Sporadotrichida; Oxytrichidae.